This is a messenger RNA of Phodopus roborovskii (desert hamster), 1122 nucleotides long. It is a transcript of the gene Prrt1, whose product is annotated as proline rich transmembrane protein 1. The transcript has 4 exons. Gene Ontology annotation, cellular component: membrane. Lineage: Eukaryota; Metazoa; Chordata; Mammalia; Rodentia; Cricetidae. Bases 143 to 1063 code for a protein of 306 amino acids. The record is from RefSeq and is a predicted model, not a curated record.
CCCCAACACACUGUCUUCAUCUCUCCAUCGCUGCGUGCUGCCACCGCCGCGCUGCCGGCUGCGCCAUCCCGGACCCAUACUCCUGCACUAGCCAGGGGGCCCUGACUCCAGCUUCAGAGACCCUGUCCCAGCGACUGCAAACAUGUCAUCGGAAAAGUCAGGCCUUCCAGACUCGGUUCCCCACACUUCACCGCCGCCCUACAAUGCCCCCCAACCUCCGGCCGAGCCCCCCAUCCCGCCCCCACAAACGGCCCCUUCCUCACACCAUCACCACCACCACCACUACCACCAGUCGGGCACUGCCACCCUCCCGCGCUUAGGGGCAGGUGGCCUGGCCUCCGCUGCAGCUAGCGCUCAGCGUGGUCCUUCGUCCUCUGCCACGCUACCGCGGCCCCCCCACCAUGCCCCGCCCGGUCCCGGCGCUGGGGCUCCCCCACCCGGCUGUGCUACCUUACCCCGCAUGCCACCCGACCCUUAUCUGCAGGAGACUCGCUUCGAGGGCCCGCUUCCCCCACCACCUCCGGCGGCCGCCGCCCCGCCCCCACCAGCGCCAGCCCCGACGGCCCAAGCCCCGGGUUUUGUGGUGCCCACGCACGCGGGGGCGGUGGGCACGCUGCCGCUGGGGGGCUACGUGGCGCCUGGCUACCCGCUGCAGCUGCAGCCCUGCACUGCCUAUGUCCCGGUGUAUCCGGUGGGCACGCCCUACGCAGGUGGGACCCCCGGGGGGCCCGGAGUGACCUCCACUCUGCCCCCACCGCCCCAGGGCCCAGGGCUGGCUCUGUUGGAGCCCAGGCGCCCGCCACACGACUAUAUGCCCAUCGCUGUGCUGACCACCAUCUGCUGCUUCUGGCCUACGGGCAUCAUCGCCAUCUUCAAGGCCGUGCAGGUGCGCACAGCCUUGGCGCGCGGAGACAUGGUGUCCGCUGAGAUCGCUUCGCGCGAGGCCCGGAACUUCUCGUUCAUCUCCCUGGCCGUGGGCAUCGCAGCCAUGGUGCUCUGCACCAUUCUCACCGUAGUCAUCAUAAUCGCCGCCCAGCACCAUGAAAAUUACUGGGAUCCCUAAAAACGUCCCCGUUUCGGCCCCACACCGUGCCCCCCCUCCCCCCGACCUCCAGGAGCAUC